CCUGGUUCUCAAUACUGUUGUAGGAGGAUUCUCUUCAAUAAGCCUGAUUUUCAAGUACAGAAGUUAGUAUUAGAGGAGUUAAUUAAGGCUCAGGGUCACUUGACUAUUUUCUAUCCUAAGUAUUAUUACAAGCUCAACUUUAUUAAGCAAUGUUAG
Messenger RNA from Fomitiporia mediterranea MF3/22, 156 nucleotides. RefSeq lists its product as uncharacterized. Lineage: Eukaryota; Fungi; Basidiomycota; Agaricomycetes; Hymenochaetales; Hymenochaetaceae. The annotation marks the transcript as partial. The transcript has a single exon. The record is from RefSeq and is a predicted model, not a curated record.